Messenger RNA from Microplitis mediator, 1701 nucleotides. RefSeq names its product proton-coupled folate transporter-like. The record is from RefSeq and is a predicted model, not a curated record. Lineage: Eukaryota; Metazoa; Arthropoda; Insecta; Hymenoptera; Braconidae. Gene Ontology annotation, molecular function: transmembrane transporter activity. The coding region runs from base 158 to 1543 and encodes 461 amino acids. The transcript is spliced from 6 exons. Gene Ontology annotation, cellular component: membrane. Gene Ontology annotation, biological process: transmembrane transport.
CAGUUGCACGUCAAUAACAUCAUGAUAAUACAUAAUAAUUGUUUUAUUUAUGGUUUAUUUUUUGUACGUAUUAAUAAAAAUUAAAUAGCUAAAUAUUUGCUAGUUAGACAUAAAUUUAUAACAGUCAUUUUAAGUAUAUAUUACCAAACAAUUUGUAAUGGACAAUAAGCAUCUAAAAUUGGUGAAAACUGGAUGGAGACGUUAUGUAUUCAUAGAACUACCGAUAUUUUUUGCAUCUUUAGCCAACGGAAUGAUAAGCAAUGUUUUCAUUGAUCUGAUUGUCUAUCAAACCUGUAGACAAAUAACUACAAAAAACGAAAGUACUUGUGAUAUUUUACAUACAAAUAGUAGUAGUGAAGAAGCGCGAGAAUUAAAUAAAAUUGUUCAGCCGCAUGCAAGUUAUAUAAUAAUGUGUAAAUUACUGAUCGAAAGUAUUUUACCAGCAAUAUUUAUAUUAUUUUUGGGUCCUUGGAGUGAUAAAUAUGGAAGAAAACCACUUUUGACCGUUGGUUACUUUGCCUUGAUGUGCAACAGUAUAAUAAUAUCAAUAUUGAGUUAUGCUGAUUCAAAUCCAUGGAUGUUUUUGUCAGCUUCUAUACCAUCAGCUCUUUUAGGUUCUGGUCUUUUACUAGCAACUUAUUGCUACAUAAGUGAUACUACGGAAGAUGAUAAACGUGCAUGGUCUUUAGCUUGUUUGGAAACUUGCCGUACAAUAGGAUUAGUAGUUGGUACAUUAGUUGGCCCAUUGAUAUUUCAAAAAUCUUCAUAUAGUCUUCUAUUCAUUAUUUCUGCUUCACUUUAUUUAACAUCCUUACUUUAUGUAUUAUUUUUAGUACCUGAAACUAUAAGAAAUGAAUCUAACAAAUGGGGAAAUCCAUUUGAUUUUUCUCUAGUGAAACAAUUGAUAUUAACUUGCAUAAAAAAACGUGACGGUUUAAAUCGUGGAUUAUUGUGGAGUUGUCUAUUUAUUUUAUCUUUAUUUACAAUUAUUAUCAACGGUUAUAUGAAUAUUGCUUAUUUAUUUGCUACUGCUAAAUUCGGUUGGAAUACCAUAGAGUUUUCAAUUUACAGCAGCGUAUCUAUGCUCUUAUCGAUUGUGGGAACAUUUGGUGGUCUCAAAGUAAUGAGAGAUUAUAUCGGUUUAACUGACAUCACAAAAUCUUUGAUAGGAUGUUUAUCUGGUUUUGCAGCCGGUAUAGUUUAUUCUUUAUCUUUAAAACCCUGGCAAAUGUACUUGGGAAUUUGUUUCGGAAUGUGCGCUGGCAUUGUUUUACCUACUACUCAAUCUAUUAUGUCUAAAUCUGCUCCUAUUGACGAUUUAGGCAAAGUGUUUUCGCUGGUAACAUUUAUGGAAACAAUAUUGCCAUUAGGAAGUGCACCGUUAUACAGUUUGGUAUAUUCUUCAUCCAUAUCAGUUUAUCCCUCACCAGUCUAUAUAUUAACAUCUGGAAUAUUUUUUUUAAUGAUCAUUAUUAACAUAAUUGUAAAUGUCAAAUUUAUCAGACAUGAAUCGUUCCAUCAAUCUACUGUGAUAAAAGAUUGAUAUAAAUUACUUGUGAUCCUGAUGUAUUUGGAUUUUAGUUUUAAAAAUUUGAAUAUCAUUUGUAUAAAAUUAUGUUUUUUUUUUUUAUUUAACUGGUACAACAAAAUCAUUUCAUAUUCCUUCACUUUAAAACCUUAAACGUGAGAACUUGUUUUAAA